GGUGUGUGUGUGUGUGUGUGUGUGUCACUGGGAGCUCAUUAUAAGAAGGUUUAUGUGUCGGAGCAUAUUGUCACUUCUGAGUCUGUGGUAGUGGACUGACUUUCUUAAUUAAGGUUUGCAUCAUUCACAUCUACAUCGACGAUGGCGUGGACAGUGGGUCUGAGUAACCUUGUGUUAGCGGUCUACGGAUUCACACUGAUCACAGGCCUUCCCUCCAACAUCUUGGCUUUCUACACCUUCUUUAAGAAGGUCCGCCAGCGCUCCACCCCGAUGGACGUGCUGUUACUCAGUUUAACCAUCUCUGACCUGAUCUUCCUCCUUUUCCUGCCGUUUCGCAUGGUGGAGGCAGCAAGCAUGCAAUGGACUCUUCCUUACUUCCUCUGCCCGCUGUCGGGAUUCAUCUUCUACUCCACCAUCUACAACAGCACCUUCCACCUGACGGCCAUCAGCGUGGAGCGCUACCUGGGAGUGGCUUUCCCCAUUAAAUACAAGCUCAAACGCAACCCUCGAAACGCCGUGAUAGCCAGCGUCAUAUUCUGGGUGAUCUCCAUGGCACACUGCAGUAUCGUCUACAUCAUGCAAUACCACGAUCAUUCCAACCCCAACUUUACCGAUCCCUCCACACGUAACACCUGCUAUGAGGAAUUCUCUGAGGAACAGCUCAAGAUCCUCCUUCCGGUUCGCCUGGAGCUUUUCGCGGUGCUUUUCGUAACGCCGUUCCUCAUCUGCUUCUUCUGCUACAUCAAGUUCAUCCACAUCCUCUCCAAUCUGCCCAGCAUCAAUGCCAAGAAGCGGUAUAGAGCCAUCGGGAUGGCGUUGGGCACGCUACUCGUCUUCAUUAUCUGCUUCAUGCCCUAUAACAUCUCACACGUGGUUGGAUAUGUAGGCAAAUACAGCCCUGACUGGCGUGUGUACGCGCUGCUCACCAGCACGUUCAAUGCAUGCCUCGAUCCUUUCAUAUUCUACUUCUCUUCUUCAGCACUUAGAGGAACAUUUAAGAACGUCUUCCAGGAGCUGUCGAGGAGGCUGGUCAUGCCUUGCUGCCGCUCGCCGUACUAUUGUCCUCUGUUGAACUGUUCGAGUACAGAGGAGAAAACUCAGAGCACGACCGACAGCUCUCUGUAACUUCACAAGCCGGGACUUGUGAAACGUGACUCGAUCUGAGAAGUAUCAGAAGAGCACCACAUGGGCCAGUAUUUUUCUGUGUUUUCUUCUGACUGAGUCCAAAGCAAAUGAACAUAAUUCUGAUGCGCAGCUUAAUGGACCUGUAUAAUGGGCCACUAUUACUAGGAAGGUUCCAGUAUUUUUUAUUUCCAUUCAUUUGUCUUUGUUGAAGCACUAUAAGCUGUCAAUCAAACCAACCAGCUAUGAGGGCGAUUACAAACAGCAUUACGAACUUUAAUUUGAAACUUACAAAUCGGACAAAAAGGUACAAGAUUUAACGACUUUAUAGAGGGAGAACUACCAUGAAGCAUUGCGAAUUACAUAGUGAAAUUCAAAAUGAUGGAGAUGUAUAAAACUAUUAAUUUAAUGUUAUAUAUACAUAUACAGGGUUGCCAUGAUGAGAUUUGUUCACUGUGACUCGCUGAUUGGUGGAAUUUUUCCUGUACAGCAUUAUGGGUACUAUUGUUUUUUUUGCCACAAAUUCAUCUGUUACAUUAUUUUAAAAAUGCAUAUACUGUACCAUCGAUUAACCAACCUUUGUAUCUCACAGUAGUUCUGUCUUUAAAGGUUUAUAAGGUGUCAUUCAAAAUAAGUUUUUCUAUGCAGAACAAAAAAAACUAAUUAUUUUACUUGAACCCAACUAUUGCCUGCUAUUAAUUUUGCAUCUAUUGGGGUUCAACUUGCCGUCAACUUAGACUUUCUGGUAAAGCUAGUUGACUUUGGUUGUCUUCCUGGUGAAGCAGCCUAAGGCGGGCACGUUUUUCAAUGCACUGUCUGAUAUUGAUUGUAAUGGAAAAUGCUCAAGCAGGUUUAUUGGGUGUUUUCUGGCAGGAUCAGUAACAUUAUGCACCUUCAGGAAGCUUCUUUGGACUGGGCAUUCAAUGUGUGCAGCUCUAGCAGCACCAAAUAAAAUAAUGACUUCCUCAAAUUCAUACUAUUGGUUGAUCCAAUAUUAUAUCCUCAAACAAGCAGAUUGUAAACCAACUGAAUGUUUUUACAUUUCUCUUAAUAGUCAUCUUUUUGUAAAUCAGUUCUGCUGCUGCAUUAACUUCACAGCAUAAAUAAAAUUAUUAUAUGAACUUUUAAGUACUUUUAUUUUGCUUUUUUCCUGUAACGUUUUAUUGAUUGCUAAUUUUCACUUUAUGUUUGUACCGUGAAUAAAUUAAAUGUUACCCUU
Molecule: messenger RNA, 2341 nt
Organism: Carassius auratus (goldfish)
Lineage: Eukaryota; Metazoa; Chordata; Actinopteri; Cypriniformes; Cyprinidae
Product: free fatty acid receptor 3
Exons: 2
Coding region: 142-1125 (327 amino acids)
Biological process (GO): cellular response to fatty acid; G protein-coupled receptor signaling pathway
Cellular component (GO): plasma membrane
Molecular function (GO): G protein-coupled receptor activity
Source: RefSeq, a predicted model, not a curated record